Messenger RNA from Acanthisitta chloris (rifleman), 277 nucleotides. RefSeq names its product ribosomal protein L35 (gene RPL35). Gene Ontology annotation, cellular component: ribosome; cytosolic large ribosomal subunit. Gene Ontology annotation, molecular function: mRNA binding; structural constituent of ribosome. The transcript has 2 exons. The record is from RefSeq and is a predicted model, not a curated record. Lineage: Eukaryota; Metazoa; Chordata; Aves; Passeriformes; Acanthisittidae. Gene Ontology annotation, biological process: maturation of LSU-rRNA from tricistronic rRNA transcript (SSU-rRNA, 5.8S rRNA, LSU-rRNA); translation. The annotation marks the transcript as partial.
CCGCGUGGUGCGCAAGUCCAUCGCCAGAGUGCUCACUGUCAUCAACCAGACCCAGAAGGAGAAUCUGAGGAAGUUCUACAAGGGCAAGAAGUACAAGCCCCUGGACCUGCGGCCCAAGAAGACUCGAGCCAUGCGGCGCAGGCUCAACAAGCACGAGGAGCACCUCAAGACCAAGAAGCAGCAGCGAAAGGAGCGUCUGUACCCGGCCAGGAAAUAUGCCAUCAAGGCAUAGGGAGUGCUGGCUCCCUGUGCACCAUUAAAGGGAGUUUGUUUUGGA